CCAGCUAUGUAGUCUCAGGUUAUGGAACUCUUAGUUUCACUUGGGAUGGUCAUAUAUAGAAUUUUGACAGAAAACGACACAUAGUUGGUAGAGCAGCUUAACUAUGGAAAAUGCGUAAAUCUUAAAUAUGACUGGCCUUUUUAAACCAUUUCAAAUGUUUAACUGCUUGUCAACUAAUAUACGUUGUGAAUGGCGCCGAUGAUAAAAUUGUCAGCGCAUCUAGAUAGUUGCUAUAUUUGGUGUGUAUAGCCUGUAUUAUAAAUGUGAUUAUUUACCAACAAUUACAGUGAUAAUCAUCAGUCUCAGAUUAAAAGAUUAUUGAAAUGUUUUUGUUUUAUUCUUCAACAAUCAUCGGAACGAUUGAGAAGGAAGGAUUAAGCCAGUUCUGUUUAUGUUCAUUUUAAUCUGAUAAGAACCAAAAACUGGCAUAGUUUCAUGCCCUGUAAGUAUAGGGUCAACUCCAUAUUCGUCAAGUUUACACAGGGUAAUGCCACGAUAGUUUUGUUUAAGUUAAUGUAAAUUCCUUUAAAGUACUGGAAUUUUAGCAGACGACAAUGUCUGGAAAAUUGGAGGAAGUAAAACCGAAUGGAGCUCCUUUGUCUUACAACGAAUACUUACAGCUUGGAAAGUUGUUGGAAUGUCAGACGGUACAGAGCGAGAAGGCGGGUAACCCGGUACACGAUGAGCACCUCUUUAUCAUCACGCACCAAGCGUACGAGUUGUGGUUCAAACAGAUACUGUUCGAGAUUGAUUCUGUCAGAGAGCUCUUCAUGACCCCUUCAAAGACGCUUGAUGAAAGUAAAACGCUGAAUAUCAUCAACAGACUGAACCGAGUAGUGCUCAUCCUCAAGCUGUUAACAGACCAGUUCCAGAUUCUGGAAACCAUGACACCUCUCGACUUCCUCGAAUUUAGGGGAUACCUAUCUACAGCCUCGGGUUUCCAGAGUUUACAGUUCCGGCUAUUAGAAAAUAAACUUGGCCUGAAAGAGGAGCACAGAAUAAAGUAUAACCAGCAGCAUUACAAAAAGGUGUUUAAUGACCCAGUAUCUAUAGCCCAGCUAGAUAACUCUACCGGAAGUCCGUCCCUGUUCCAGCUCGUGGAAUCAUGGUUAGAGAGGACACCUGGACUUGACAGGUCGGAGUUUCACUUUUGGGAAAGAUACCGGAAGUCGGUCAACAAAUGGAUUGAUGAUUGCUGGCUGAAAGCAGCUAUGGAUGAGACGGACUCUUCCAAGAAAGAGACGAAAAUGCUUGAAUACAAGAAGCAGAUCGACACAUUCGAAACGAUCUUCGAUCCUGCACAACAUCAAGUGCUUGUUGAACGAGGUGACCGUCGCUUUAGUCAUAAGGCCUCCCAGGGGGCGCUGAUGAUCUCUUUGUACCGUGAUGAACCCAGGUUUCAUCAGCCAUUUCACUUGCUCACCCUCCUCACAGAUAUAGACUCGCUCAUGAUUAAAUGGAGAGCAAAUCACGUGACAAUGGUACAAAGAAUGAUUGGUAGCAAGGUCGGAACUGGAGGUUCGUCUGGAUACCAGUACCUCCGCUCUACUAUCAGCGAUCGCUACAAGGUAUUUUUGGACCUUUUCAACCUGUCCGCGUUCCUUAUACCACGUGUCUACAUUCCGCCACUGACUAAUUCUAUGAAAAGGACGCUGAGUAUAUUAUCACACGAGCAGAUUGCUGAACUGGACGCCGGAUAUGAGCACAGCCAGUCGUCUGAUGACUCGGAUGAUGCAGACGAUAGAAAUAGCGCAAAUGGUGCCAUAAAAGGACAGGAAAUUGAUGCGAAUAAGGAUUCGCAAGAUGUCCAUUUUUUCUGAACAUUUAUGCUGAAAAGACAUAUUGUUACCUUCUAGCCUUUCGGCUGACUUGGUAUAUGGUGUAAAUUGUUAAAAUCAUGUAUACACUACAAAAUGUUUAGUCAUCAACAUUAACCAAAUGCAUUUAUGUUGUAAAAAGUUAUGACAAGGGUACUAACAAAGAUCAUAUGUAUAUAGCUCUAUUUGCAUACAUUAUUUGAUGUUUAUAACUAUAUUUUAUUUAAGAAACAAUAU
Molecule: messenger RNA, 2054 nt
Organism: Mercenaria mercenaria
Lineage: Eukaryota; Metazoa; Mollusca; Bivalvia; Venerida; Veneridae
Product: tryptophan 2,3-dioxygenase-like
Exons: 12
Coding region: 555-1820 (421 amino acids)
Molecular function (GO): metal ion binding; L-tryptophan 2,3-dioxygenase activity; heme binding
Source: RefSeq, a predicted model, not a curated record